AUGGGAAAUCUAAUCACACUUAAGUCAAAGCCUGACCAGGAGGUUCGAAUUUUACUUCUCGGUCUGGACAAUGCCGGAAAAACGACUAUUCUGAAGCAUUUGGCAUCAGAAGAUAUUUCUCAAACAACUCCAACACAAGGCUUUAACAUCAAAAGCGUUCAAUCACAAGGCUUCAAGUUAAAUGUUUGGGAUAUCGGUGGACAGCGGAAAAUUAGACCAUACUGGAGAAACUAUUUCGAAAACACCGACGUUUUGAUUUACGUAAUUGACAGCGCGGACAAGAAGAGAUUUGAGGAGACAGGCGAAGAAUUGUCAGAGUUGUUGGCAGAAGACAAACUAGUGGGAGUGCCUUUCAUCGUUUUUGCAAACAAACAAGACUUGCUUACUGCGGAGCCCGCGGAUAAAAUCUCCGAUGGUCUUGGUCUGUUGACGAUUCGCGAUAGACCGUGGCAAAUACAGGGUUGCUCUGCUUUGACAGGAAAAGGCAUACAGGAAGGAAUGGAGUGGGUAAUCAAAUCCGUGAAUACCCGCGGAAAACUGAAAUAG
Echinostoma caproni is the source of this 546-nucleotide messenger RNA. Lineage: Eukaryota; Metazoa; Platyhelminthes; Trematoda; Plagiorchiida; Echinostomatidae. The record is from the annotation of a GenBank genome assembly.